AUUAAUCUGUCUGUCUCGAGGGAGGAACAUGGCGAAAAACAUUACUAUAUUCUUCUUUCCAUUCUUUUGAAGCAAGCAGCUUCCUUAUUCCUCCUUACCCACCAUUCAUAUAUAUGAUAUAUACAUACAUGUCUCUGAUCUCUACUUCCCUUCAUUCCUCAUUGUGAGGAAGAAGAAGGGUACUACUGAAUCCAUCCAUGGCUUCUUCUUAUCCAUCAUCAUUUGAUUGUCUCGACCAAGAAAGACCCAACAUUGAAUUCAUACGUACAAUUGUUCUUUCCAUUAGCCAACCCAUACAAGGAUUUCUCUCCAAUCCCAAAGCAAGAAAACUGGUGAAAUCAAACUGUUUUUCCAAGCUCAAGAAAAACCAGAAUCAUGAAGAAUUCUUCGAAUUCUCAGAACAAUCGAUUCUCUCCAAUCUUUAUUGGGGAAUAGAGAGUUUCGAAGCUGCUGUUCUGGCAAUAUGCACAGAAGAAAGAUCCAACAGACUGAAGAAGUCAGAGGAAAUGCUCCAAUCACCCGCCUUGCUAGAAGAACACGGCGUCACAGCAGGAGUUCCAAACAAUUACUUGGUCUGCUGUUCCUAUUUUUAUCUCUCUGCAAUUCGGGAGCUCCAAGGAGACCACUGGCAGGCUGCUCUUCAUUUCCUCCAAGCUCUUUCUGUAUCACCUAAGUUGACACAAACAGAAUUCGCUCCAAAAAUUUGCAGGAGUUUACUUCGUUCUUGCGGCAUUUCUCCAAUGGACCAUCAUAAUGAUGAUGAACAACAUUGUAAGCUAUUGAGAAACAUGGCUAGGGGAUAUAAGGCCUGGUUAACCUAUUAUCAGGUUAUGUCCUACAAUGGGAGUCCUCUUAAGCAGUUUGAAAAGGUGCAUCCACUUGACAAUCAAGAAAGUAACCUGGAAGAACAUACUGGACGCCUUGGAGAUAUGUUGAAAGAAUAUCAGUCAGAUUCCUCAGUUUCUGUGGAUUCAAAUGAUAGUUGUUUUGAAGAAGAAGAAGAUGAUGUUUUUGAGGUAAAAUCCUCAGAAAAUUAUAAAUGCUUUGUACUAGAACAUCAAUCAGCUUACAUGGAAGAGAAACUAUAUGGAAAAGAUAGUCAAUAUGAUGAGUUAAUGACUAUACUUGAGAAAACAGUUUCAAAAUUAUGCUUCUCAGAUGAAUUGAUUAGAUUCGAUAGAGAUUAUUAUAAUUUUGUGAAAGUAUAUGGACUCCUGAGCAACAAGAAUGGAGUAAAAUAUACACUUUUGAAGGAUAUAAUCUUGGAUCAGUUAUUAGCAGCUAUAUCAACUUCCAAGGAAGUGGGACUCAUAAGGGCAUCAGUGUCCAUUCUUUCCACCCUAGUUUCAGGUAACAAAUCGGUGAUAGAACAAGUUAUGAAGAAGGGAUUGCAGUUACGCGAUUUGGCUAACGCCUUGAAAAAAAAUGUGCAAGAGGCAGCAGUUCUUAUUUAUUUAACGAAUCCAUCUCCUAUAGAAAUAAAGACAUUGGAAAUUCUACCUUCACUUGUAGAGAUCAUAUGCACUUCUUCAAAUGCGGUUAAGGGAAGGCUUGAUUUGUUAUUGCCCACGCCUUAUUCAGCAUCGUUGAUGAUCAUUGAAGUACUAGUUACCACGUUCGACAACACGACGAAUAACAUGCACUUGGCUGCAAUUAACGCACCGAGAGUGCUGGCUGGGCUACUGGAUAUCCAAAGCUAUAAUAACAUGAAAGAAUAUACCUCUUUGGCCACUAUUCUCAUUAGGUGUAUGCAGUUUGAUGGGAAAUGUAGGAAAUAUAUAUCAGAGUUUGCUCCAGUUGCUCCUUUUAUACAUCUCCUGAGCUGUAAGCAAGAGCAUGCCAUGUCCGUUUCUCUGAAGUAUUUCCAUGAAAUUCUUCGAAUGCCACGGUCAUCAGCUAAUAAGUUAUUAAGACGGAUAAUUGGAGAAGGAAACGUUAACACAAUGCACACUUUAUUUCUCAUCAUCAAUAAAUCACAACAUGAACAUGAACAUAAACUUCUUGCUGCAAAUUUGUUGCUUCAGUUAGACAUGCUGGGAGGCUCACCAGGUAAAAGUAUAUACAGGGAAGAGGCACUGGAAUUCCUCCUCGAAUCAGUGACAUCUGAACCGGGAUCUGCAAACCAAAAAUUGUCUGCUUUCUUGUUGUCAAAUCUUAGUGGAACCUAUUCGUGGUCAGGACAGCCAUAUAUUGUGGCUUGGUUGCUAAAGAAGACUGGUCUGAGUAACUUCCAUCACCAAAACAUGAUAAGGAACUUCAAUUGGCUAGAUGAAAGCAUGCAGGAUGCAGAUUUAUGGUGCAGCAAGAUAGCAAGAAUUCUGAUUAAAACUGGGGAGCCAGUAUUCCGUUCUCUUGAAAACGGCCUGAGGAGUGGGACAAAAAUGGUUUAUCGAGACUGCCUGGCUGCCAUAGCAUGGAUUGGAUGUGAAAUUGUGAAAUGUCCAGAGGAUAUAAAACAUAAGGCAUGUGAUAUUCUGCUUAAUGAAGUUCAGAAAUUCUUGCAUCCAGGUUUGGAGCUUGAAGAAAGACUUCUAGCAUGUCUCUGUAUCUACAAAUAUACUUCUGGUAAAGGGAUGCAGAAACUUAUUCACUUCUCUGAAGGAGUAAGAGAGUCACUCAGACGAUUGUCUACCAUAACAUGGAUUGCAGAGGAAUUACUUAGAGCUGCUGAUUAUUUCCAUCCCAAUAAAUGGAGGAUUUCCUGUGUUCACACGCAAGUGGUGGAGGCGAGUCAAAAGAACAAUGGAGCUGUAACCGCUCUUAUCUACUACAAGGGACUGCUUUAUAGUGGAUAUAGUGAUGGGUCAAUAAAGGGGUGGGAGAUCAAGGGACAAACAGCCACUCUCAUAUCGGACGUGAAGGACCACAGAAAGACAAUAACAUGUUUCACCCUUUUUGAAGCAGGGAAUUGUUUAUUGAGUGCAUCAAUGGAUAAAACAAUUAGGAUGUGGCAAAUGGUGCAAAACAAGUUGGAGUGCAUUGAAGUAAUAGGAACAACAGAACCUAUUCAAAGUUUAGAUUCGUACCGGAAACAGAUUCUUGCUAUUUCACUAAGCCAUGAGAUGAAGGUAUUUGAUACAUCAUCAAUGGAUAGAGAUAUUACCAAGGCCAAAAAUGUAAAGUGUAUGAAAGUUAUCCAUGGAAAGGUUUUCAUAGGCUGCAUGGAUUCAAGCAUAUGGGAAAUAGAUUUAUGUAAAAAUCAGGAUCGAGAGAUCAAACCGGCAUCAAAAGUUUGGAAGAUGCAAAGUAGACCAAUCAGUUCAAUUGCUGUUUAUAAAGAAUGGUUGUACUGUUCAAGUCUAACAGUUGAAGGUUCAAGCAUCAAGGAAUGGAGGAGACAAAACAAGCCGCAUGUAACAAUAGUACCAGAAGGAGGAAAUCAUGUGCAGGCAAUGGAAAUAGUUGAGGACUUCAUAUACAUAAACUGCAACCAGUCACCCAGUACCCUUCAGAUUUGGCUGAGAGGGACACAACAAAAAGUAGGAAGACUAUCUGCUGGCAAAAAUAUUACAAGCCUACUUGUUGCAAAUGAUAUGGUACUCUGUGGUACAGAGACAGGAGUUAUCAAGGGUUGGAUCCCACUCUAGCAGUAUAGACAUAAUGUAAAUUGCAAUCUAUAGCAAAAUGGAUAUAUAUAUAUAUAUAUAUAUAUAUAUAUAUAUAUAUAUAUAUAUAUAUAUAUAUAUAUAUAUAUAUAUAUAUAUAUAAAUUAGAGUGAUGUAUAGCUAUUCUGAUAGUAAGAUAUAGUCAUGAAAUGAAAUUUGUGUAAAGUUCUCGUAGGCUGGAAUUAUUUCAAGUU
Impatiens glandulifera is the source of this 3799-nucleotide messenger RNA. RefSeq names its product putative E3 ubiquitin-protein ligase LIN-1. Bases 198 to 3587 code for a protein of 1129 amino acids. Gene Ontology annotation, molecular function: protein binding. NCBI's taxonomy places the organism in Eukaryota, Viridiplantae, Streptophyta, Magnoliopsida, Ericales, Balsaminaceae. The record is from RefSeq and is a predicted model, not a curated record. The transcript is spliced from 12 exons.